UCUCUCAUCCCAUGUUGACGGACAUUGUUUUUGAGAGAACAUGCUUUGUUAUGACUGACAACAAGCAACGUGUGGCUUCAAUUUUGGGAAAGAGAGCACAUGAGCUUCGAAGAAAAAAGAAAAGAAAGAAAAACCAAAAGCAAUUGUUACCCUCCAUGAUAGAAGAGCAUAUUCCUCAAACGUCCAAUGCCGGUGACGGGAGUGAUUCGAGUGUGUCAACUGCUCCUGUGUCCAAUUCAGAAAGCAGUUCAGUAACAACAGACCAUAUUCAACAAGAGUUCUCGAAAUCACUCGAGGCAAAUAUUGAGACAUUUCCAAACGACCCUAAUUUACUUAAAUCAAAAAUUCCUCUUACCAUUACUCCUGUAAUGCCAUUGCAAACACAUGAUACUUUCGAAUAUGAUGAUGACAAUAAUUUUUCAAACAAUCCUGAGGAUGACUACGAUCCAAAUGACGAAUAUGACGAUAGUACUGAUUCUAAUGAAUAUGAAUAUGAACCUGAAGAUACUAUUAAUGAUGAGAUGCUUUCAACCUUAGAAGAAGAGGGUAAUCGAUAUCUUGAAAAUUUAUUAAAAGAGCUUGAAGCAAGACAACGUUUAGCCUCAUGGAGGAAGGGACAACUGUCAUCAGAAAUUCAACAUGGCACGUGGCUGGUAGUAACAGUUGAUAAUCCGUCUCAACUCCUGUCGAUAGCAAAUUCCAAACCUCAUUGGCAAGUAUGGGAGUAUGUUGUAAAGAGGUUGGCUUCCUCGUAUCCUGAACUCGAGAGCUGGCUUGAUUUUCCAUUCAAUCCUCCAAUGAAAUAA
Naegleria lovaniensis is the source of this 806-nucleotide messenger RNA. RefSeq lists its product as uncharacterized. The record is from RefSeq and is a predicted model, not a curated record. NCBI's taxonomy places the organism in Eukaryota, Heterolobosea, Eutetramitea, Acrasida, Naegleriidae. The annotation marks the transcript as partial. The transcript has 2 exons.